AUGACUGGUGAAAAAGUAGUUGUAACAGGCGCCACAGGAUACAUUGCAGGUAUACAGAUUCAAGACCUCUUGUCAAAGGGCUACAAUGUAUCUGCAAUCGUCAGAAACAAGAGUAACACUGAGAAGUUGCAACACUUAUUGCAGUUAGAUGGUGCUUCAGACCGUUUGACUCUUGAGGAAGGUGAUUUAGACACUGCUGACUACUCUACCAUUUUCAAGGAUGCCACUUAUAUCAUCCACACUGCCUCACCUUACAUCUACACCGCCGAUGAUCCCGAGCGUGAUAUUGUGCAGCCAGCCAUCAAAGGUAACAUCUCUGUACUGGAAGCAGCCGCUUUAAUACCAUCGAUCAAGAAGAUCGUUAUCACCUCAUCGACAGCUGCCAUUUUCGAUGCCUCAAAGAAGAAGGAUGUCUACACUGAAGACGACUGGAGUGACGGUACCUCCAUUGCUGCUCCUUACGCCUAUUCAAAGUACUUGGCCGAGAAGCGUGCUCACGAUUGGAUUAAAAAGCGUCGUGAGACCAAUCCCAAUCUCUUUGAAGUAGUGUUUAUCAAUCCUGCAUUUGUACUUGGUGCACCACUUGCCAAACAUAUCAAUACCAGUAUCAAGACAUUCGCAGAGGCACUCACUGGUAGUCCACAGAACCGAAGAAUCGGUGUUACCGAUGUCCACGAUGUUGUAGACAUCAUUACCUACGUGAUGGAAACCUCUGAGAACUUCAACCUACAUAGAAAACUCGUUGCUAACGAAGUCAUGACAUUUAAGGAACUCGGUCAACGUGCAGCCUCUUUAUUCCCACAUCUCGAAUUCAAUACCAACUCGACACCCGAUAGCUCAGCAACCAACACACUUGCAGAUCCUCAUCACUAUAUUUUCAAAUCAAUCUCCCCAAUUAAACUUCAAAGAGAGCCAGCCAACUUGAAUAAUACUCUUAAAUCUACUGUUGAAUACCUCAUUGCAAACAAACAUAUCAACCCAACCAAUAAAUAA
Messenger RNA from Heterostelium album PN500, 993 nucleotides. RefSeq names its product NAD-dependent epimerase/dehydratase family protein. NCBI's taxonomy places the organism in Eukaryota, Evosea, Eumycetozoa, Acytosteliales, Acytosteliaceae. Gene Ontology annotation, molecular function: oxidoreductase activity, acting on the CH-OH group of donors, NAD or NADP as acceptor. The transcript has a single exon. The record is from RefSeq and is a predicted model, not a curated record. The coding region runs from base 1 to 993 and encodes 330 amino acids.